AUGGAAAGUUCAUGGAACAAUGAUAUCUCAUCAUUUAGAGACUCUCUCAAAGAAUGGAAUACCAAUGUCUUCGGAGAUAUUUUAAAGAAGAAAAAGAAGAUCAUUAGGAGGUUUCAAGGCAUUACCAACACCUUGGAUCAGGGGAAUAAUAAUUUCUUAGAAAAGCUUAGAGGUCAAAUUUGGAAGGAGUACCAGGAUAUCUUAACCCAAGAAGAAAUUUUGUAUUACCAAAAGUCAAGGAGUAAAUGGCUUGAAUUCGGGAAUCGAAACACUAAGUUCUUCCAUGGUUCAACUAUGAUCAGAAGAAGGAAGAACAAAAUAAACUUGCUCCACAAUGACAUGGAUAAUCCCAUUUCUGACCCCAAUAUUCUGGAAAGUAUGACUCUUAAUUUCUUUGCUGAUUUUUAUAAAGAUAAUAACCUCGACUUUCCUUUUGUACUGCGAGGUGAGUUUCCCAUUCUCUGUGAUGAGGAUAUCUCGAUCAUUGGUAAAAAUAUCUUGCAUGAAGAAAUCAAACAUGCUGUUUUUGGUAUGGGAGGUUUCAAAGCACCUGGCAGAGACAAUUUUCAAGUUAUUUUCUUCCAAAGCCAGUGGGAGAAAGUGAAAAAUGAUUUAUGCCUUCUUAUUGGUGAUAUUUUCUAG
This is a messenger RNA of Arachis duranensis, 642 nucleotides long. RefSeq lists its product as uncharacterized. Lineage: Eukaryota; Viridiplantae; Streptophyta; Magnoliopsida; Fabales; Fabaceae. The record is from RefSeq and is a predicted model, not a curated record. The transcript has a single exon. Bases 1 to 642 code for a protein of 213 amino acids.